AUGCGACCAAAAGUGAAUACAGAGCUUGUUCAAGGAUCUUAGAAGAACUCUAAUCCAAAAUAUGAGAAUUCGGAAGAAUUCAGGUAAAAUUUUUUCAGAUUUAACACAACUUUUCAAAGACAUGAUAAUUAUUAGCAACUAAUCUAGAUUAUUGAUUUCUCAAACAAAGAGUUUGGUGAAAAAGGUUGCUAUAUUAAAGAUACUUAGACUAAAUAAGAUAAAAUCAUUAAUUAUAUUAUUGAAUAUCAAUAGCAAUAUAACAUCUCAUAAAAACAAAUUUACUAAUUAAGAAGAUCUUACGUUGAUUUAGAGAAAACAGAGGUUAAUAAAGAAGCAAAAGAUGAUGAUAAAAAAAACAAAAAGGUUGUUUCAGGAGCAAAAUAGGUUGAUUUUGGAACAAAAGAGGUUUAAAUAGAACAAAAUGGGGUUGAUAGGACAAAGGUUGAUAAAACUAAUUUGCUGGUUUAUAAUAACUUUAAAAAUUGUUUAACUGAAAUAUUUAAUAGUUUUUACGAAGGAGAUAAUUCAUAAAUAAUUUUACAACACAUAAGUAAUGAGCCAAACCUAUUAAGGUAAUUGAUCUCAUAAGCCAUUAAAGAAUUUAAUGAAACAAAAAAAAAAGAUGAAUAAUCAGAGACAAAUGAAGACUUGAAAAAAAAUGAAGAGGUGAAAAAAAAGAUUAAUAAUUUGAAAAUAACUUAUAUUGGAAUUACUUAAGAGUAUCAUAUACCAGAUGUUUUCUAAGAUUUUGAGACUAAUUCUCUUUAAAAUUUUUCAAUAAUGCUGUAGGAUUCAUAAUCAUUUAAUUAUAAACUUAAAUAGGAUCUUAAAAGCUUGGUCUUAUAAGAUCAAUAUUAUAUGAAACUAAACCUUGGGAACAAAAAAAUUACAAAUGAAAUUUUACAUCUUUACAGGUACUUUUUAAAAAUGAAAAUUCGAAAGUACUAACCAAAAUUGAUAGUAUUAUUGAUAGAAAUUAAUGAUAGCUUUGAUUUCGAAACGUAUUUCUUUUAAAAAUUAAUUUCUUAAUUAGAGAAAAUCUCAUAAAACUGUCUCAUAAUCAUUCCAAUACUCACAUCAUACACUUCAGAAAGCUUUGAAAAAUAUUUAAAGUAAACUCUCUUAAUAAGCAAUUCAUACUUUGACUACAAAUUUAAGAGAAAAAACAAAACUCAUUAUUAAUGCGAAGAUAUCUCUGCUUAAAAGUAUAAAGAGUAUAGCACAUAUUUUUCGUAAACUUAAAAGGAGGAACAGUUCUUCCUUAGGUAAUACUUAGCCUUGAAGGUUCGACAAAAUUUUUUUCAAUAAAAUGAGUAAAUGGAAAUUGAAUACUAGAAGCAAAUGUUACCGACAGAAUUGAGUACAUAAGUUAUUGAAGCAUAAGAUAGCAAUUAAACCUAAGAUCUAGAAUACAAUCUAUUCGGAAUUUUGAAUAGCAGAAACUAAAUAGAAUUAACAAAGUUAUAUGAGAGAUAUUCAAAAUAACCUAUAAGAAUUUUUGAAGUUGAGCAUUUCAUUUAUUACAAUUAAGAUAAUAAAUCCUUUAUCAUUUGUAUUGUAAAAGAUGAUAAGCUAUUUUAUUAAUAUAAAGCAUAUAAAAUAGAUUAAGAAAAAUAAAUCGAAGAUUCAAUCUAUUUGGAAGAAUAUAAAUAUUUUGAAAAAUUCAAUAAAGGAUUAAAAAGCUCAUAUUUGUUAUAAGGUGACUAUUUUUGUUAAUUUAAUGUAUCAUUUUAAAAAGUAGUAUCAAAUUUAAAGGAAAGAAAAAGAACAUCUGGUUUUAAAUAUUAUGUUUAAUACAAGAAAUACAAUUUAAGAUAUGAAAAAGCUCCCGACUUUUAUCAUAAUAUCGAAAAUCAGAAAGAUGGGUUGGAUUAAUUAACAAAUUUUACAAUUAGUCCAAUAAAGGAUAAUCAAUUCAUACUAAUAGGGGGAACUUAUGAAUCAUACAUACCCUAGAAAGAGCAUGAAUAAUAAAGCAGGUAAUCCGAAUAUGAAUUUAAUCUUGGUGCAUAUGCAGUAACUGUGGAAAUAGAUGAAAAUUAAAAGAAUAAAUUAAAAGUUACAGAAAAUAUAGGUAAAUUAAAAUGCUAUGAGAACUGUCUUACUUAGAAAAUCAAUGAUUAAUCAUUCUUAUAUUUUGAAGGAUAAACCAAGUAUUAAGCAGGCUAAUUCUAAUCAUAAAUAUAGAGGAUGUCAAUAUUUGGAUAUGAAUAAAAUUUGCAAUUUGAUAACUGUAAGAUUUAAAAUCAGAAUCAAUUUGAUUUUUACCAAAAGAAAAAGAAAUUGUUUAGAUCUAAUCAGUUAAAUAAAAAGAUAAUUGAAUAAAGUAAAAAGAAAAUUGACUUUAUUGUGGUGGUCUAAGAAUUGAUAUAUGAUAAGGUAAAAAUAGUAGAUGAAGAGGAUAGUAUUAAUUUGAAAUAGUUAUCAAAAUAAGUUUAAUUAUAAGCUCAUAAGUUCCGAUUUACAUAUGACCCUGCAAAACAGGUAAUAGAGGAUAACAAAACGAAAUAGAUACUUGAUAUUCAAGAGGAAAGUUUUUACUUUGUAAUAGAAUAAGUAGAAAAAUCUAAUAGUCUAAGAAAUGCAUGUCUUUAUGCUAAUUGGUUGGAGGAUAGGAACAAUUAAUACAUAUUUCAUUACAAUGGAGUGCAGAACUUAUAUUUAUUAUAUUUUUAAGAGAAGCCAAAACCGAAGACAAGGAAGUUUAUCUUUGAAGACCAAUAGGAUAAAGAAGACAAUUUAGAUUUUGAUGAAGUAAUUUUGAAUGAUUUGGAGAAUGAGCAGCUUUGGAUUGUUCGAAAGAUAAAUCAUCAAGAUAAGAUCUACUUAGAUUUAUAUGAAAGGUAAAAAUUAAAUCCAUACAAUAGUGCUUGGAUAAAUCUAUAAGAUGUAAAGGAUUCAACUGAAGAUGCAAUUACAAAGGUUCCGAUGAAUCAAAUCUUUAGAAUUGCUGAACUUAAAGAAGAUUUUUGUUUGAUUGGGCUUGAAGUGAAAUGGUAAAACGAGCAAGGAUAAAGAUGCCCAUAUUUAGUUGUGUGCACAAGUACUACCAUUUAUGAGAUUUCAAUAAAGUAGAUAAGAAAAACAAAAUGGGAUUACAUUUUAAGAUAUAAGUUCAAUUCUUGGGAGAAAGAACCUCUGUAGUUCUAAUAAUCACCAAUUACUAGAUCCAAAUAAGUUUCAUUUUAAGUGAAUAUGUAAAUACCCACAAUAGUAGCAAAUUUAUAAAAUGGGGAUUUGUUGCUAUUUUAUAGUUAUUGCAAUGUAAAAAGCGAAUCAAAUAAUAAAUAUUAAUUAGAAAUCAAGUAUUUGAUCUUAAAGGAUUGCAAUCAAAAAAGUGAUGAAAUGGAGGCAGAAGAAAGCAAUAGGGAAUUCUAAUUUAAAUCAAUAGAAUACAAUUCAAGGAAGUAGGUUAAUCUUGCCAAAGUAAAUACCGUUAUUAUAAAUAAUGAUGAGUUCCAGUUUUCAAUAAUCGUAGAAGAAUCUGAUGGAUGCUUAUAUAAAGUAUUUUCAGGCGAUGGGGAAAAAAAAUAAUAUAUUACAUUGAUAAGAGAAAGCAAAAUAUUGAGUAACGCUGCCUUUUUAAAGAAUUAAUCCAUUAUCAUAGGCAAAAAUAAGGAAACAGUUGUACAUCUGGAAUGA
Molecule: messenger RNA, 3642 nt
Organism: Paramecium tetraurelia
Lineage: Eukaryota; Ciliophora; Oligohymenophorea; Peniculida; Parameciidae
Exons: 2
Source: RefSeq, a predicted model, not a curated record